Messenger RNA from Helobdella robusta, 2119 nucleotides. RefSeq lists its product as hypothetical. The record is from RefSeq and is a predicted model, not a curated record. The coding region runs from base 19 to 1473 and encodes 484 amino acids. The transcript is spliced from 11 exons. Gene Ontology annotation, molecular function: oxidoreductase activity, acting on the CH-OH group of donors, NAD or NADP as acceptor; NADP binding; NAD binding. NCBI's taxonomy places the organism in Eukaryota, Metazoa, Annelida, Clitellata, Rhynchobdellida, Glossiphoniidae.
GUGACGGAUCAGCGAAAAAUGGAAUCGAAAUUCAAAUUGGGAGAUAUCGUUUGGGCUAAAAUGAAGGGGUUUCCCCCAUGGCCUGGAAAGGUUUGCCACCCUAUGCCAGAUGUUAAAAAGCCAGCAGACAAGAGACCCAAACAGUUUAUUUUUUUCUUUGGUUCUGAAAAUUAUGCCUAUGUAUUAGAGGAGACAAUAUGGCCGUUCACAAAAUUCAAGGAGCUGUAUAAAACACCAUCUAGGAUGCUAAGAGGUUUUCAGGAGGCGGUUGAGAUUGCUGAGAAAUUGGAUAGCCUUCGAGAUUGGGCUGAACCACCUGAUGUAUCACCCAGUGACGAAGCUGAAAAAUUGCAACAAGCAGCUAGUUUCACUAAAAAGAGGUUAUUAGAUUCAGGACCUUCAACCUCUUCAUCUUCCAACAAAAAGCAGAAAGAUUCAUUUGAAUUCAAUGACAGUAACGAAAACGACGACAGUUUUGAAGGUCCUUCUUCAAAGCGAAGUUCCAUGCAGUAUGCCAACGAUGAUUAUUAUGCUCCUGAAGGUUACAUGCCAGACAUAUUGCCACCACUGAAUGACUCGAUAUCAUCUCGCAACAUCAUCGCUACUCCGAUGAGGAUCGGAUUCUUAGGAUUAGGCAUGAUUGGCCGGGGUGUGGUCGAUAAUCUUUUGAGGUCGGGUCACGAGGUCACUGUCUGGAAUAGAACAACUUCAAAGUGUUAUGAGUUUACUAAAGAUGGAGCCCUAAAAGGCAGCACCCCGGCUGAGGUCGUGCAACUUUGUGACAUCACCUUCUCGUGUGUUUCUGAUCCAGCUGCUCUUAAAGAUCUUGUGUUUGCCAACUGUGGCGUCCUACAAGGUAUCAGCCCUGGCAAGGGUUAUGUUGAUAUGUCAACUGUUGAUGUUGAAACUAUUAAAGAUGUUCAAGAGGCCGUGGUAAGCAAAGGAGGAAGAUUCUUAGAGGCACCAGUGAUUGGCAACAGAAUGUUAGCACGAGCAGGCCAGCUUGUGGUGCUUGCAGCCGGCGACAAGGCUCUUUACGACGACUGCUACUCAUGUUUUCAAGCCAUCAGCAAACAUAAGUUUCAUCUAGGGGAGGUGGGCUCCGCCACUAAAAUGAAACUAGUUCUUACGCUGAUUUUCGGCUCUGCCCUGUCUGGUCUGGCUGAAUGCUUGGCACUGUCUACGAAAUUGGGACUGGAUAAUACUGAAGUGAUGAAGAUUAUCAGCCAUUCGUCCAUCAGCUCGAUUUUUAUACAUGAAAAGGGAAUUGAUAUGAUAAAGAACAGAAUAGCCGAGCCCAACUGUAAGCUGAACGUCAUGCAAAAGGACAUGAAACUGGCCAUCAAUCUCAGCGAUACUGUCGACCAACCACUGCCCGUCUGUGCGGCUGUUAAUGAGUUAUUUAAGAAAGCCAAGGCAAAAGGUUACAGUGAAGAUGACAUAGCCUCGCUAUACCGGGCUGCCGACCUUUAACCUUUCAUUCAUUAAUUCUUUCAUUCACUCGAUCAUUUGUUUGUUCAUUCAUUCAUUUGUUCAUGUAACUGACAUUUGCACCGAUUUUUGUGUUUGUGUUUGUGUGUACAAUUCGCGUUUUAGUUUUUCAACUGAAAAGAAAAUUAAUAGAGAAAAUUAUAUCGUAUGCAUAUAACCACAAGUUAUUACGAUAACCGUAAAUAGACUGCGUAAACAUUGCUAGUUUACAAAGAUUUCACUUCAAUCAUUUUUUGAAUAAAAGUUGUAUGUAUAUAGCGUGUGAGUGUUUGUGUAUUUGCAGACGUGUAUUUUGAUAUUUAGUUGAAGUAAUUUUUUUACGUGUCGUUUAAUUAGCUCGGUUCAAAGUACAUACGGAAGUGAUGAGUAAUGCACUUGUAAGGCGAGGUAAAAGGUUCGGUAUGGAUGUAUUCCCUUGCUAAUUGUUCUAAUUGAUGGAGGGAGUGGGCUCUUGUUUUUUUCUCUGUGUGUUUGUGCAUGUGUGGAUAUGUAUAAACUAUUGGGAAUAAUUUUAAUUUUGUCUGCUUUUUAUUGGUUUUGCCGUUAAAGUGUGACUAAGAGAACGUCAACCUAAUUUUGCUCAAAAAAUCAACUUUGAUAAAAUAAAAUACUUUGAACAUGAAUAAAA